This is a messenger RNA of Prosopis cineraria, 2462 nucleotides long. Its product is annotated as calmodulin-binding protein 60 B-like. Gene Ontology annotation, biological process: regulation of salicylic acid biosynthetic process. NCBI's taxonomy places the organism in Eukaryota, Viridiplantae, Streptophyta, Magnoliopsida, Fabales, Fabaceae. The coding region runs from base 476 to 2164 and encodes 562 amino acids. Gene Ontology annotation, molecular function: sequence-specific DNA binding; DNA-binding transcription factor activity; calmodulin binding. The transcript is spliced from 8 exons. The record is from RefSeq and is a predicted model, not a curated record. Gene Ontology annotation, cellular component: nucleus.
CGAAGCCCACAAUAAUCAUUUUGUCCUCUCCUUUUCUGCGUUCACAACCAGUCUACCACUAUUCCUGAAGUCCAAACUGGACGGUUGGACCCCUACCAUUUUCUUUCAAUUCUUCCACAACGACGCGCAUGGACGAUAGCGUUUAGUUAUCUUGAAUUUCCAAGUUGUACAAUUCUUCCACUCCUUCCUCUCCCCACAGGAAAUUGUUUUAACUUCUAGGUAUUUGUAUGUCUGAGGUUCCCCCCCCCCCCCCCGGGGGCGGGUGAAAAAUGACGUUGACUCGGGUUAGCGGUUCUCAGCGCCGCUCCACGAUGCUUCCUUGCAUCUUCUUCUUGCAUUAUGGUCAAUGUUAUCGUUCUUUUUCCCUAUAAAAGCCUUUUGAGCCGAGUGGUUCUUCUCACGGAAUGUCAAGUUAGUUUAUUGGGGGUUUUGAGUGCUGCGACUCUGUCAUUGAUUAAUUUUCUUGAUUAUUUGGAUGGUAUCUCAAAGGAAAUCUCAUCAGCCGGAGGGUAAUGGCGGGGAUCAUCCAGUUCCAAUUCGAGAGUCAAGACGAGGGAGAAAUGGUGAUUCAAGACAACCUCCCAUCAGCGGCCUUGAAAAUAUUAUAAACGGAUUCUUGAAGAAAGACCUGGAUUCCUGCUUGGAACCUUUCCUGCGAAGACUGGUGCGAGAAGAGGUGGAACGCAAAAUACGGGAAUACCUGAUUCCAAGAGCAUCGCCUUGUCAGGGUGGCACAUCUGGAGCCAAACCCUUAGAGUUGCGUUUUAUUAACAAACCGCCUGAAACAAUAUUCACGCUCUCUAACGUAAUAGCUGAGGACGAGGAGACACCGCUUCAGAUUGCUCUUUUUGAUGUUAGAUCUCAAUCUGUAGUGAGCACUGGUCCUUUGUCCUCUACAAAGGUAGAGAUCUUCGCCCUCAAUGGUGAGCUCUUUUCCCAAAGGUGUGAGGAUUGUACUGAAGAAGAAUUCAAUGCAAAUGUCCUAACCCAAAGGGAGGGUAAGGAGCCAUUGCUGAAUGGAGAUCGGAUCCUAACUCUUAAAAAUGGAGUUGGUUGUAUCUCUAAAAUUAAGUUCACUGACAACUCGAGCUGGACAAGAAGCAGAAAGUUCAGCUUGGGAGCCAAAGCUUUGCAACUAACUUCCUGUGGAGCAAGCAUCAAGGAAGGUGUAAGUAAACCUUUCGUGGUAAAAGAUAACAGGGGAGAGCUGUACAAGAAACAUCACCCCCCGCAUUUGGAAGAUGAUGUAUGGCGUUUAGAGAAGAUAGCCAAAAAUGGUAUAAUUUACCGGCGACUAUGUGACCAUGGAAUAAGGACGGUCGGGGAUCUUAUGCGGUCUUACAUCAUUAACCCAUCUUCAUUGCAUGAGAAAGUUGGCAAAAUUCCCACGAAGUCAUGGGUGGCAAUUACUGAACAUGCGAAGGAAUGUGUUAUAGAUGAUUACAACCUUUACAUGUAUCAUGCAGCAGAACAACCAGUGGGCCUGCUCUUCAAUUCCAUUUACAUCCUUGUAGGAGUGACGUUUGAUGGUCAAAACUAUUAUUCUCCAGAUGCUCUCGCACCCAAUGAGAGGGGUUUGGUGGAAAUGAUGAAGCAGCAUGCUUACAAAAAUUUGGGUGAUUUGAAAUCAGUUGGUGAUCAGACACAUUUAAAUUUUCCAAGGUCACGGACAUAUCUACAAGCUUGGCAGGCUAGUGGUCCAGAUCAAGGUCUCCAGCAGCUUAAUUUCCCAAUUGCACAGCAAGCUCAAAUUGAAACAUGGGCAGGUUCUUAUCAACCAUAUGCUGUUGAAGGAAUGCAAAAUGACCAAGUAUAUGCCAGUCCAUUUCCAGACUUGGCUCCGAUGCUGCAGAACAGUUCAGCAGAAGGUGAAUUGUUCCCUGGAAUGCAAACUGAUGGGCAUAGUUGGCCCCAUAUUGGAUCAACUUGGACAGAAUACGAAAACCCACAUAUUCAAUCCACAAAUUGGGGGCAAGAAAAUGGGUUACACUUCAAUCCAUAUGGUGGAGCAGAGCUUGGCAGUCUUUCUAACGGGGGUAUAGCCAGAAGUGAGAAACCAAGAGCAGUGUGGUACAAGAUUCGUACCGCUCUCAAAUGGGUCAUAUCAGUUAGAAGGGAUGCAGUUGCUAGGAGGAUGGCAAAGCUAAUUUACUAUAACUAUUAGAAUUAUUAGGCUGAUUGUAGUUCCCUGGAUGUCUUGGAACUAUGUUGGCUUCUUUUUAUUCUUCUUAUUAUUAUUUUUUCAUUGUCAAUUGCAAGGAAGAGAACCAAGAGGAUGGAGUCCUUGUAUACAUGGUGUCAAAUGUAUCUGUGUACACAUUGUUGUCCUUUUACUCCUUGUAAGUACGUCCUGUCAAUACUCAAUAGAGUAGUUCUGAAGUCGUUGAAUAAAGUUUUUGCUGAUGAUUUUUCUUGUAAAAGCCUUUCGUGCGCAAACAUCAAUGUGAAAAAAAGUUCUUUUU